AUGGUUUUGGCUGUAUCGGAUACGCGUGUUAACAAAUACCGAUACAAUCCCAUUAUGAAUUCGAGAUUGCCGGUUCAAGAGCAGACAGACGGGAAAGACCUGAAAAUCAACAAAUAUUCUGCUUUAUGCUUUCCAGUCGGGAUCCUGGUCUUUCGAAUCCAAGGUCAAAGCGCUGGGCACUCGAGGGCUUUACUUUCUGUCUUAUCAUCAGAUAACAAGGGUCAACACUCGUAUUCCGAUCACGCAGGCUGGAAUUACAUGCUGAAAGCGGUCAUGUCAAAUAACACAACCGUAACGUUGGGAGCACUGUGGCUUGAAACGACUUCACCAACGUGCAUCACCGGAUCGGGGAAACAGGCUGAGAAACCCGCCGGGAAGGUUGCAUUGACCUUCCUGGUCGCCGCUGUCACUUUACGGGAAUUUUCACUUGGGCAUGAAGACUGGACCCAAGCUCCAUUUCCAAGCUCAUGUUAUUGGUCAAUCUUCCCACUUUCCGUGGCUGAUAUUGCGCACGCCCCGAUCAACCAAAUUGAGACGAACCAAUCCCUACCGAGUUGCAAGGACUCCAGUCCUGGGAUAUGGCACAUGUUGAAGAAGGAAAACGCUGGCCGGAUCCUGCUCCGUCGAGUCAAACUUCCACAUCAUCUUUUGAUUCUUGAGUGUGCCAAAACAAGAGGGUUUUCAACUAGCCCGGAGAGGAAGCUAGCAAGCUUGGGCGCUGCGGGACGGAAAUGUUUACCAGCCCGAAUCCUUCGCUAG
Messenger RNA from Colletotrichum lupini, 759 nucleotides. RefSeq lists its product as uncharacterized. Lineage: Eukaryota; Fungi; Ascomycota; Sordariomycetes; Glomerellales; Glomerellaceae. The transcript is spliced from 7 exons. Bases 1 to 759 code for a protein of 252 amino acids. The record is from RefSeq and is a predicted model, not a curated record.